Coregonus clupeaformis (lake whitefish) is the source of this 5102-nucleotide messenger RNA. RefSeq lists its product as uncharacterized. The record is from RefSeq and is a predicted model, not a curated record. Gene Ontology annotation, biological process: regulation of DNA-templated transcription. NCBI's taxonomy places the organism in Eukaryota, Metazoa, Chordata, Actinopteri, Salmoniformes, Salmonidae. Gene Ontology annotation, molecular function: nuclear retinoic acid receptor binding. The transcript has 4 exons. Bases 610 to 3585 code for a protein of 991 amino acids.
GGGAUUCAAGAUCGUCAAUGCUGUUAAUGUUUUGAUCUAUUCUGUUCGCGCGCAGAGUUGGGUGGAGAUGAGAUAAAUAGACUGAAACAUUGAUGUAUUGAUUAAUAAAUACUGUUUGAAACAUACGGUUCUCAAGGAGCCUUGGGCACAAACUUGAGCGGAAUUCUGAAGCCACUGACAAACUUGAAUUAUUCAAUUUCUUGAACGUGCACCAUGGUAACGUUUCGCGGAAGUGUAACGCAACAAAAAAGGAAAUCGAUUUAAGAUAGCUAACGGAGAGUUUGGAAAGUGAAACUAUUUUCCAGUAGAAAGUAGUGCCUACUAGUGAUAUAAAUUAGGUGAGUUAGUUGACCAGGUUAUUAGACAGUCAUACAGGGCCAAAUCAACGUAGCUAACGUUACUCUGAGCAGCACGAUACCUCUAGGCUAGCUAACUUCCGAUGGCGCAGCUGUCGUCAAACGACGUUACCACCAGACAUUAGCUAGCUAGCCAACGACGUUACCAGUAAUUUCGGUUUGCCAUGAAUGUGAUUUAUAUAAAUUGCAACAAGGGGUGCACGCUGCUUUUCUGCGCUUCACACUGAAAGGCAAGCUAACUCAUUGGAUAACGAUGAAUAACUUGAAUAUCGUGUCGUACAGUAGUCAAGGUAAAACAAUGGCUUCUCAAGGCGCGUGUCUCAGUGGGACAGGUGUCUUUUACCAAGCGAUGCCAGCUGUGGGAACCGAUGGAAGAAAUGUUAUGAAACUGAUCCCUGUUCAAAAGGUCAACGGACAGUUUGUUCGAUCACCAAUGGGCACUAUAAAGGACAUCGCUGAACCUAAACGAGACCAUACCUCGAACGCUCCAUCAAUUUCGAAGAGUAACAUAUCUAUUUCGGGACCCACAGCUAAAGAACAAUUUGUGAAUAAAAGGCCAUUUUACAUGAGUACCUCUCCAAAUCCAGCCAAUCUAACAGGAAUAUAUCCUUCAGUGCGCAUCCAGACUCCUAUAGUAACAACAAAAGUUGCCCAAAGUGCAGGAGCCUUGACAUCACCUGAGCUUACCUGUGGGAAGACAGUUGGCCUAACACUUAUAAAUAAGAAAAAGCUGCCAGUCACUGUGAAAUCCCCAGCGCUUCCAAAUGGUCAAUACCUUCAAAUUCCCACUAAUGCACAAGUCAAAACCCUCCCAGCAUCCGCACUCCCCCCAGCCAUAAAGAGACAGAUAUUUACUUCAUCAACGACCUGUGCCUCAAAUUCGCCAAUGGUUCUUUAUGUGUCCCCUGUCCAAACCAUGAAGCAUAAUUCUGUACCAGCAUCUCCGAAGUCAGUCCCCUCACUCAGCCGACUUCCAAGGUCAUCUGGCCAAACACUUUCUACAUGCUCUUCAACAGGCUCAACACAGUGUUCUACUACUGCCAAGGAUGGCAAAAGACCGGUCACUCCUAUUAAGUGGGUGAUUGAGGAGGCGGAUGGCUUACCUGCACCAUGCCUUGUUCCUGUGAAUUCCUCUUCUAUGACCUCAGAUAUCCUGAAAACUCUGGCAGAGAUGGAAAAAGCCACCAAAAUGUGUGAAAACACAGCUAAAAAGUCUUCACCUUCCCAAGAGAGUCAGACAAAAAUUGGACAAGAGAAGGACAAUGCCUUAGUGAUGUACAAUGGGAAGGUGUAUUAUGUGGCCAACAAAACCCCUGAGCUUUGUAACCGACCAUCAAAACCCUUGGAGGCCAGAAGGAGCAUGGGUACCUCCUCCACACAGGCAACGGAAAGUGUUGGAUUCAAUCAGAGAAUCAGCUUACCGCCCUCCCUACCCUCGUGCUCCUCAUUUGGAUCACAAUUGUCAAAUAAAACCAGACCAGACCCAAAAUACAUUGUCAUACCAGAUGAAAUCAUUGACCUCUGUGACGAUGAUUCCCAGGAUGACCUCACGUGCCAGGCAAUAUCAACAAGGGAUGUAACCAGGCAACUUUUCAGACAGUCUGAAGUUGAUGAGGACAAAGACUCCAAUGUAAUAUUUGUCUCAUACCUUCCACCCAAAGCGGUGCCUAAAGUAGGUGAAGGAGACAAAGAAAUGGCUCAUAUGCUGGAUGACUUGGAAGCUGAACAAGAAAUGGUACGUAGUCAAGAUAAUUUGAAAGGCCAGGUAGUGGAUAGUCAGAACAAAGUAUCUGGCCUGUCAAUAAAAAGGUGUCAGAACGUUGGUACUACCCAAGACAUGGCAGGCUGUCAAGGUAUUGCAACAGGCCAAGAGUUGAACUCCCGUCAGCAAAACAUCACUGGUCAGGUCUGGAAAAGACCGCACAUGGAAGGAUUUCAUGGCAGUGCAACUGGACUCAGAAUUGAGAACAUUCAGAGUGGUGCGACCAGCCAGGAAAUGGGAAGCAGUCAGCCCAGUGCCUUCACCCAAGAAAUUGGGAACAUCCAGGAUGAUGCCACUGACCAGGGCAUUGGAAAUAGUCAGCAGAAUGCCUCCACUCAAGAAAUAGAGAACAUUCCUGGAAGCAUCGCUCUCCAAACAGAAAUGGAGACACACAAAGAAAACAGUUCAUCAGAUCCCAUUCCUGAGCAGCGGGCUUCCAUGUUGGACCAGGAAUCCCUGGAAACUUGUGAUCGCCUGCUGAAACAGAUGUUUGGGAUCACAUCUGAUGUGAAGAUAUGUUUGAAGAGGAUAGAUUCUAAACCCAAGGCUAACCCUAUGGUGUUUCCUCAGAUUGGUACCACAAACAAACAUACCAUAGAGGCUAUUCGCAAAUUGUUACAGGGAUCAAUAUUUGUGACAAAAAAGAGGGUACACAAUGAAACACAGGUCUCUGCCACAAGGAACAAUGAUAGUUGCCCAAAAGAUGCUAAAAGACAGAAAAUAGAAAAAGUUGAAAAUGCAUCUGAAAGUUCAGAAAAUCCAGAAUCCCUUACCAGUCCAACUCCUCAGCUGAACAUGUUAUCUGAUGGUGAACAGAUAUUUGUUCAUGAGGAACCGACUGUCAAUGAUUUAAUUUCCACCACAGAUGAAACAGGGAUCCCUUCCAAACUUCUGCCAGAUAUCGAUCUGGUACAUAUUUCAAAACGAAGCUCCAACUCACCCGUUCCAUCUGUCUACCCACAAACAAACACUGAAGCUAUGGAUUGCGCUCCUGGGCCCUGCUGUGGUACAGCAAGCAACAUAAAGCCAAACUCUAGAAGUAGAAGAAGGGGAAAAGGGAGAAGAUGCACUGUGUGUCCAUGUGAGGUGACUGGAACACAAGUACAAGUCAAAGCAAUGUGCUCAUCAUCCACUUCACAAGAGGAGCCUGGUUCAUCUAAACCACUAAACACCAAGUCCUCAGGGAACCAUAACAGUGCAAUUGCAAAGUCGGUUAAACAAAAGGGGAGAAAGUCCACAAAGGCUCAAACGAAAGAUAAAGAGCCAGCAUCUAUGGAGAUCCAAUGUCCUUCAACUAUGAGUGAGCAGGGAAGUAGUACAGCUGGAGAGAUCCCAACCAGUUAUCUCUGCUCUACAGCACCCAUGGACCCUGAAGAAAUCAAGCGUCAUGAGAGAAUCAAACGACUGAAAGAUCUCUUGAAGGAGAAGGAAGCUGCUCUUGAGAUGAUUAGAAAGAACGUGGGCUGAGUUGGAGAGGACUGAAUCACUUUCCAAAUUCCACAGUGUAUUUCACAACUUCAGCCUUGUAGAACUCUUGUUUUAAUCAUCAUAUUUAUGUAAUUUAAGUUUUAUUCCCUGCAGGAAAUUCACUUAUUUUCAGUAUUGAAUGUUUAAUUCCAAAAUACAAUAAUUUGGGCAAUGAAAUGUAACUAACUUUCCUGUUUUUCCUAGUGGAUAAGGGUAUUGAGAGAAUAUAUUGAUGCAUUGACUAAGCAUCUUAAGAUGUUUUAGAAAAUAUUUACAUUUUACAGACUAGCAUUUUCCAAUGUUUGUAUUUCUGCCUUUUCAGCUUUUGCACAGUGUUUCUAUAUUUGUUCUGCAAAGAUGGAUCACAAUGCUAUCUUCAAACUGCAUACAGAUACUUGUUGGCUUCCUUAAGAGUAUUUUAUUUUAGAAUGGACUAAUGUAAUAUUUACAUUUGGUUAGUAGGCAUAAGUGUUUUUCUGUCUACAAAUGAAAAUACUGUAACUCAAAACAUUUCAUAAGUCAUGUGUUGUAGGAGUAAUCCAGGACUCCAAAGGGAAUAUUUCAAUUGCAUACUCCUCUCUCAUCUCCUCCAAAACCCAUUGGAUGAAAAAGCCAGAGGUCCCGCCCCUCUGACCUUCUCCUCCGAUAGGUGUUGAGAAGGAGACAAGGGACUUCAUCACCAAGGACAUCAUCCUGACAAUUUACCACACCAUGAUUACAACUUACCUGGACUACUGUGCCACAGUAUGGCUUCCCACCUUACAUCAGUGCAAUAAGACAGGUCUUAACUGGCUACAGGGUAUCAUCAACAGGGCUGCUCGUAUCGACCGGGCAUUCACAGAGGGAACACAAAGACAGAGGUUCUUCUGCAAAAAGAUGGAAUCGAACCACUGAAGGUCAGGAUCCAUUACAACACCCUAGUGACUGUUUUCAAGGCGACACAGCCCAAACUGCCUGAAUACGUCAGACCUGUUCAGGUGGGAGUCUCCCCCAUCCUCCGGGGGCGUACCAGAGCAGCAGUCAAAGCCUAUGAUGGGACCUGCACCUACUGGCACAACCAUUAGCGAAAAACAUUGCCUUUCAAGGCAGUCUGAUGUUCUUUGGACCAUUGCUCUGGAACAAGCUGGACUUAUCCACACGACAGCUAGCUAGCAUGUCCACCUUCAAGAGAGCAGUACACAUAGCUGUAAUGUGAGCGUUGUUUUGUAUGUAGGCUACCGCAUAUUAUGUGUGUGCUUCUGUGUAUGCUGUGAUUUUAGAUGUGCUUUUGUAUGUAUGCCAAUGGGUAUGCUGUAUAUGUUUUUAUUGAUUGUGUGGAACCCAGGACUCCCUGGAAAACAGUGGCAAUUGUUACUGAGUGGACUAUCCUUGCUAAAUAUGUUAAAUUAAAUUAAAUUGAGAGAGGAUGCGAGGAGUAUGCAAUUGAGAUAUUCUCGAGGACUGUUUUGAAAGGCUCAUAAGAAAAGGUUGUUUUGUUGCUCUUUGUUUUGUAUUGAAUAAAAACAUGUUUACAUUAA